AUGAGUGGGAUGUACGAGAAGUAUGCAGAGGCAAUGGCAAAACGUAAACCUGUGGAAGGGACGAAUGGGGAGCGGGUGGCGCUGUCGUUUCCUGCGCUGGGACUGGACGACAGGUUUGUGAAAGCACUGCAGAGGGCGUUCCCAGAAGUGGAAAAACCGACUGCUGUACAAGAGAAGGUUAUCCCAGAGAUACUGGGUGGGAAGGAUAUCCUGCUGAAGGAUUUGACGGGGUCUGGAAAACAAGACAAAUUUGUUGAACAGGACAGGUCGUUUGGACUAGUGCUCGGACUACUGAAUAAACCUCGUAUGAUUAUACACGACGAGAAGGGGGGCAGAAAGAGAGUUAUUACGACACUGUUCAUUGUGCCGCAUCGAGAUCUUGCUCUGCAGCUGCUACGGUGGAUCGAACGGGUAACGGAUGCGUUGCGGCCGUCGCCGCCGCUUCGGUCGAUUGCACAAGUGCUGGUGCGGGUCGGAGGGGGAACGCGUGGGCUAGAAGAGCUGAAGGAGACUGCGCCACACAUCCUGAUCUGCACGCCACAGGCGCUAAUGGAUGUAUAUGAGCGUGAGCGGGAAGCGCUACGACUGGAGACUGUGAGGACGGUGGUGGUGGACGAGGUGGACUGCCUGAUUGAGAGUGAUCCGCGGAAGGUGCAGAAGCACGCGGGAGCGACACGGACGAUUCUGGAUGUGAUAUACGCGAAGCGACUGAGGGCCGCGACGCAGCAUGAGGAGGAGGACGAGGACGAGGAUGGCGAAAUUGACGGCGCGCCGGAUGACCUGCCGCAGCUGAUCAUGACGAGCGCGACGCUUACUGUGCGGUUCCGCGACUACCUGCUCAGAGAAUGCCACUGGCUGAACCGGGGGAAUCUUGUCAAAGUGCGCGGUGACGGCGAGGGCGACGAGGCGGGGCGGGUGCUGCACUCGCUGCUGGUAGUGCGCCCGGAUGGGACGGUGGUGAACGCGGAGGGCGCACGCGAGCCGCCACCAAGAGCCGCACGCGAAACACUCGCCGUCGAAGAUGAGCGUCAAGACCCAGAUGACCACGAAAGUAAGUCUGACUCCUGCCCUGACCGCCGCGUAGAAUACGCCCGCACGCAGUCGCCGUUUAACCCGCACGCAGUCGAGGCGAUCGCAACCGCAUUUGCGCUGGACGUGCCGCAGAUAGCGCUGGUGGUGGUGGGGUCGAGCGCGCCGGUGCAGCGGAUGGUGUACGAGCUGCGGCAGCUGGGGGUGAAUGCGGAGGCGCUGGAUCUGCUCGUAGAACGGCGGGGGCGGGCGUACCUGGCGCAGGCGGGCAGCGGCGUGGAGGGUGUCGCGCGGAAUCCGCGGCUCCUGGUGGCGACGGCGGCGACGGUGCGGGGGUUGGACAUGCCGCAGCUGAGCCAUGUGUUCCUGCUCGGCGUGCCCGAGGGCCGGGCGGUGGAGGGCUACCGGCACAUCGCAGGACGGGUCGGGCGGUUCGGGCGGGGGGGUCGGGUGGUGAGCGUGGUGGCAGAGGGGGAGGACGGGCGGAUGAGCCGGUCCUCCUCCUCCUCCUCCUCCUCACAAUCUCUCUCUUUCUCCCUCUCCACCGGCGAUGUCACCCUCACCAUCCCCACCACCCGUCCUGGUCAGCAGCCCUCUGUCUUUACCACCGUCCUCCCCGGCGUAUUCAAUGUCACCUACACUAUAACCCCUACAACCACAUCCACACCCACACCCACCACAUCUCCCACCACCUCUUCUUCGCCCUCACCUACUCCAGAUCCUUUCGAUACACGCGUUGAUCCCGCUUUUGCCGUUCUUGGUGUCAUUCUUAUUCUUACUGGCCUCCCUUCCGCUUUCUGGGGCCACAAAAACAGAUGGACCUCUUUUUUCCUCAUCGGCUUCUAUACCCUAUCUCUUGUUUGUAUAGUUCUUAUUCUAAAAUUCGGCGUAAUUCCUGCCAUAAAUCCCCCAACUCAAACUCUCAGAGGCAUGUUCGUUCUGGCUUCCUCCAUCGCUGGCAUCGCCGGUGGCGCAGUCGCCAUCUUCUUCUGGAAGGGUGCCAGGUAUGGUAUUGGAGCCUGGGGUGGCUUCGCUCUAGGUCUGUGGAUCCAGUGUUUCCAUAACGGGGGUGUCAUCAAAUCGGUCGGUUUCAGGUGGAUUCUUUACAUUGGAUGUGCUGUUGCCGGUUUUGCUCUAUCUACCAUCCCAAAGAUCCAUUACCAUGUACUUCUCAUCUCCACGGCAUUCGUUGGCGCUACUUCCUUCAUGCUCGGUGUCGACUGUUUUACUACCGCUGGCUUGAAGGAGUUUUACGUCUGGAACCUAGGCUUUCCUGCCCUCUUUCCAAAGUUUACUGAAAACCAUAUCCAAUUCCCUGUCUCCCAAACUAUGCAGAUCGAACUCGGCCUCAUCGGUGCCGUCUCCUUGAUGGGCAUAGCCGUUCAACUCCGCAUCCUAAAGGUUCUUCAGAAGAAGAUGCAGGAAAUUGCCGAGGAGACUCAGAAACGAGACGAGGAGGCUGAACUCCGCGCUGCAGAUAGGCUCGCAACUGUCGACCAGGAGCGUGACGCUUGGGAAAAGGACCAUCCUACCCUUACAAAGCAUGGCCGACAGGACAGUACCAUGUCCUCUCUUCCGCUGAUGAAAGAGCGGGAGGAUUCGGCUUCCCCCAUUCCAGAUCCCCGCUCCUCUUAUCUCCUCGAUGAGCCCCGCCCCCGCCAUGCAUCAGGUCUAUCCGACUUCAAAGUUGCACCUACUCCGGAAGAUGACCUUAGGCGUGCUGCCCGUAACAGCAACCAGCCCGUUGGUUCCAUGCUUCCCAACUUGGACCUCGGCACCCGCAUUCAGGAAGACGUGCCGUCUAGUUUUAUUGCCGACGACGUCAUGGCUCGCCCAGUGCAGGUGUCAGCCUCUGAACUGGAGGACUUCAAGCGGAAACAAGAACUUUUGGCAGAGAUUCAAACCAUACGUCGGUCAAUUGAUAUCUUAAAGUCGGAAACACCCAUACCGUCCUCUUCGGAAGCAUCCCGACGCCCAUCUUUCGCGUCCAAGCGCACCCUUAGUCUUGACGCUACUAAUGUCCUCCAGCAGCAACCAUCAUCGCACGCGAGACCACCGCGCGAGGCUGCCCCUCCUCGAGCCCGCGUGCAUUCCAUGGAACUUUCUUCUUUAGUAAACUCACCCAAUGACCCGAUCACUAGACCGACCAGCGUACCCCUCAAAGACUCUGACUGGGAUUCGUAUAUACAGGAACGUAAACUAUUACAGCCACCGGCUGGCAUCACCCCUCCGAUCGUGACCAAUAGAGUACCCAUGGCCCCAGCAGUGCAAGAAGCACUUCAGCGCCGGAAGAGGAGGGAGAGUGCUCUCGGUGUCGCCGCACCUAGCACUGAUUCAUCGGAAGAUGUUCCCCUGGCGCGAGUGAUACAACAGAAGCCUAGCAAUCAGCUGGGACCGGUGACCAUCCUGCCGCCUCGGCGAGCAUCGGCCAACAUCAUAUCCCCCGUUCCCCAGUUGGCAGCCAACACGCGGACCAGAACGUUUGAAGAAUUGACCGAACGCCAUCGCGAAAAACUCCGGGACAUGCAGGCGCCAUUGACCCAAGCCGAGAGGGAGCACGCCGAACUGGAGGCUGCCCGACAACGAUGGGACCGGUCAAAAGCGCUUGAAAAGGAAGCGGUCACUCGACGACAGGCAGAAAAAGUGGCUGCAUUGGAAAAGAGGAAGAAAAUGGAAGGAGGAGGAGGAGAGCAUUCACGACGAUCGUCUGGGGAAGCGGGUCGGCGACACUCGCGAUCAUUGAGCGCAGACAAGCUGGGGAACCAAGGAGGGACAUCGUCUCGACGGCUGUCAGCGAUGAAAGUAGAAGACUGGCAGCGGUAUCAGCAGGAUGCCGAAAUGGGCGUCAAAACUGAGCGUGGAGGAGUGCCAUUCCCGCAGGAGACGCGGCGGAAAAGCAGAGAUGCAUAA
This is a messenger RNA of Psilocybe cubensis, 3939 nucleotides long. RefSeq lists its product as uncharacterized. The record is from RefSeq and is a predicted model, not a curated record. Gene Ontology annotation, molecular function: RNA helicase activity; ATP binding; nucleic acid binding. Bases 1 to 3939 code for a protein of 1312 amino acids. Lineage: Eukaryota; Fungi; Basidiomycota; Agaricomycetes; Agaricales; Agrocybaceae. The transcript is spliced from 8 exons.